Messenger RNA from Phymastichus coffea, 1057 nucleotides. It is a transcript of the gene Cpr49Ah, whose product is annotated as endocuticle structural glycoprotein SgAbd-8-like. Gene Ontology annotation, cellular component: chitin-based extracellular matrix. NCBI's taxonomy places the organism in Eukaryota, Metazoa, Arthropoda, Insecta, Hymenoptera, Eulophidae. Gene Ontology annotation, molecular function: structural constituent of chitin-based larval cuticle. The record is from RefSeq and is a predicted model, not a curated record. The transcript has 4 exons. The coding region runs from base 149 to 754 and encodes 201 amino acids.
AUACAUAUAACUUUUUUUCUAUGAAAAAUCAAUCUAAGUGUACGACAAAUGACUGUGCCCGUCCCACUUGUAUUGUACAUCGUCCGCCUGUCUCAAUAAAGCGCCAUGAAAAUUUCAACUAUAUUCGAAGCUCCGUACUCGACGUUAUAUGAUACGCAAGGAACGCACAUUUACAAUCGAACUUCGUUUGCAGAUAUUGGCUGUGAUGCUCGGUUUGGCAGUAGCCCAAGACGUUCACCGCGGCCGACCGUUCCAAAAUCCAAACCAGGCUUAUCACCAGCAGCAACAAGCUGCGUCGCGCAACGUUGACAAUGGACAGUAUCAAGAGCAACGUCAAUACCAACCAGAACCAUCAGGGCAGAGUUUCUCCGAAAGAAAAACAACCACCACGCCCAUCCCUAUCAUCCAGUGGAACAAGCAGCAAGAACACGACGGCACUUACCACACCAAUUAUGAAACUGGCAACAACAUAAUCGCCGAGGAGAGCGGCUACAUCAAGACGGUCGGCCAAGGCGAGGAGCAAGCCGAAGCACUGGUGCAACAGGGCAGCUACUCGUACACGAGUCCCGAAGGCCAACUCAUCACCAUCCACUACACCGCUGACGAGACUGGCUUCCACGCGUCUGGCGAUCACAUUCCAACUCCACCACCUGUCAGCGAGGAGAUCCAGAAGGGACUCGAUCUCAUCUACGCGGGCAUUCGACAACAACAGCCGCUGCACGGGAGGCUCAACAGAAGGGUAACCAGCCACUGAACCAGCAGGUCGUCAGGCGAGACGAUCACACUGGUCAGUACAGACCAUAAAUUAGUCAGCCAUCGACGUUGUUCUCUCAAAUCAUCAUUUUUUCGUUCAUCGGAUUUCUUUAGCCCUUAGAUCAUCGACUAGCAAUGUGCUUAUGAUCGAUCAUGUACUUGCGAACUCGUAACGAUAUUCGCUGCAAUACGUUCAUCGCUCUGUAAUACUUAUUAUUACAUCCGUGUAAUAUUAUAUGUACCACGCGUAGUAAUUAUUUGAGCUAUAAUUUUUUGUAUUGUACUGUUUUGUGAUUAAAGUAAG